This is a messenger RNA of Entrophospora candida, 2544 nucleotides long. NCBI's taxonomy places the organism in Eukaryota, Fungi, Glomeromycota, Glomeromycetes, Entrophosporales, Entrophosporaceae. The record is from the annotation of a GenBank genome assembly.
AUGUCAUUGACUGCUUCAAAUAACAAUACAACACCACCAGUCAUAAGAAUUAUUACACCACCAUCCUCGCCAAUAAUAAUGGUGUCAGGUAAUGAAGAAUGGGAUAAUGUUGAUGAUUUUUCAGUAGAGUCUUUUCCCGGCGAAGAAUCUUCUAUCAACAACAAUAAUAAUACAACUUUCACACCUAGUUCACCACCAGAGGAAAUAAACGGUGAAGAUAUUUCUACUGAUUUUGACUUUACAAAAAAUAAUAACAAUAAUUCAACCGACAUUUUACAAAAAAUGGGACAUUGGCUUUAUAAUACGCGACUCGUUCAAUAUAUGAAAUCUGAUGAAAGAUCAAGAGUGAAACAUAGCUAUACAACGAAUUCUAUAUGGAUGCUUGGAAUAGAGUAUUCAUUCACAGUAGAGGAUGGCGAGUUCGUUAAUCUUCCAAAACCUGACAGAGGUGAACAUGCAAGAGUAAAACAAAAUUUACAUCAAGCAACAGCUAGUCAUACAGGAGUAAUUAAGAAAUUAAGGUCGUUAUCUUUUUCUCGUAUUAGUAACAACAACAAUAAUAAAUCACCGUCACCGCCACCAGAACAAAAAUCUCCCAAUUUUUCACCGCAAAAGACAGAAAAUCGUGUGAAAAUGGCAAAUGGAAAUAAUUAUGAUUCUUUACAUAUACGACCGAAUUACGAGGCAAAUAGGACUCGUGGAAAUUUUUCUCCAAAAUCAAAGAAAACUCGUAGAAUGACAUUUACAAGUUUCUUUUCUAAUAAAGAAAAAACCAAAUAUAAUAAAGCUUCGUCAAGAUUAUCACCUCAUUUAGAAGCUGAAAAAAAACAUUUAACAACUAGACCAAAUAAUUCAUCCGUUGACAAUAUAUCUAUAGAAACAAUAACAAUUGAAUCAAAGGAAAAAAUAGAUAAAUUGUCCAAUCAUAAUAAUAAUUAUUCUUCUACUUCUAACGAAUCACCAUCAUUAUCAAAUUUAGCGACAAAUUUAAAUUACAAUAACGAUGACGACAAUAAUUCCGAGUUAACAGCUAGACCAAAUAAUUCAUCUAUUGACAAUAUAUCUGCAAAAACAAUAACAAAUGAAUCAAAUGAAAAACAAGAUAAAUUGUCCAAUUAUAAAAAUAAAAAUUCUAUUUCUAACAAAUCAUCAUCGUUAUCAAGUUUAAAUUACAAUAACAAUAAUAACAAUAAUCCUGAGAAUUCAGAUAGUUGGGUUAAUAGAAAAUCAACAUCAUCAGAAAGUGGUUCACUUCGAUCUUUAAAAUCGUUACCUCCAACACCUACAAGUUUAUAUAGACCAGAUUCAUUAGGACCUUUAACAAUAAAUCAAAAAAAGUUGAUGGAUUUUCUUUUGGAUUUUCAAUCAAGAAUAUUUUGUUGUUAUCGUAAAGAAUAUCCACCAAUUGAACCUUCCUUUCAUACCACUGAUACUGGUUGGGGAUGUAUGCACAGAACUGGUCAAAGUUUAUUGGCACAGGGAUUUUUGAUUGUUCUUUUAGGAAGAGAUUGGCGAUUACAUAAUGUUCAAAACGAUAUUGAAAAAUUCACAUAUAGAAAAAUAUUAAGUUGGUUUAUAGAUAACCCAGAUCCGGAACAUUAUUAUUCAAUUCAUAAUAUUGCUAGGAUUGGAAUUUCAUUAGAUAAAAAAAUAGGUGAUUGGUUUGGACCCUCAACAAUAGCACACUCAUUAAAACGUUUAUCACUAACUCAUAAAGAUUGCCCUUUGUCAAUCUAUGUUCCAUCUAACAAUACUAUAUAUCGUGAUGAAUUAUUUGGUGAAAUGAAAUUGUGGAAGCCUGUUUUAAUUUUGUUAUCUGUAAGGUUAGGUACAGAUAAACUUAAUCAAAAAUAUUCAGGAAAUUUAAAGGCUUUGUUUACUUUUCCUCAAUUCUUGGGUAUUGCUGGUGGAAGACCUGGAAGAUCAUUAUAUUUUGUUGCUGUUCAAGAUGAUGAUCUACUAUAUCUUGACCCACAUUUUGUUAGACCUGUUAUUAAUCUUAAUAAAUCAACCGAGUUUCCAAUCGAAGAUUACCAUUCCACAAUUGUUCGAGCAAUGGAUAUUUCAGAAAUGGAUCCUUCAAUGUUGUUAGGGUUUUUAUGUAAAAAUCGACAAGAUUUUGAUGAUUUUUGUGAACGUAUUGAGAAGGAAACAGAACCACAGUUUCCAAUAUUCACUAUACAAAAUGAAAAUUUACUACCAAAGAAUUCAAAUUUUAACAACAAAUCUUCUGUUAGUAGUAUGAUUAGUAAUUGUAGCAGUGAUCAUUCAUCGUUAUCAUCAUUAUUGUUAUUAAGCAAUAGUGAUGAUAAAUUAAGCGAGAAAUCAUUAUCAUCAAUUAUUUUAGAAGAAGUUGGGUUAGAUAAGUAUAAAGAUGAGGAGGCUGAUAAUGAAGAUGAAGUUCAAGUUCAUAAAAAUAAUAGUAACAAUAAUCACGACGAUGUAGAUUAUUAUAAUGUAGAAGAGUCAAAAGAUUUUUCAACUUUUUCAACUGAUGAAGAAGAUAGGAGAUUUGUGGUUGACGAGGUUGGCGGCGAUUUGUAG